Babesia ovata is the source of this 9765-nucleotide messenger RNA. RefSeq names its product Extracellular matrix-binding ebh. The transcript has 2 exons. NCBI's taxonomy places the organism in Eukaryota, Apicomplexa, Aconoidasida, Piroplasmida, Babesiidae. The record is from RefSeq and is a predicted model, not a curated record. The coding region runs from base 1 to 9765 and encodes 3254 amino acids.
AUGGCGUCGCACGGAGUUCCGCUCAACACUCUCAAGCAGUGUCUCGAGUUCCUGGAGUGGUUGAAAAAUAAUGAUGGUAAGCAACAAGAGGUGGCCAGAGAACUGGCGACGCGUUAUGGAAUUUCUAAUAAUCGUAUUUUGUUUACGGGCCAACUGCCACCUGCUGUCUCCGAAUUCCUCGGUCACGUGUCCACGUUCUAUACGAGAUUAUGCCACAAACCAGAUCCUGGCAGUUAUACAGCGAUAAACGCUGACCAAAUCGUCCACGCGCUGCUCGACUGCAUUCCCAAGUUCCUCGCCGCUUUGUAUUUUUUGUGGUACAAUGUGGAUUAUAGAUUCGAUGCGGUGGGAGGAGCGAAGUGGAGAGAUGAUAACCCAGGGUGGGAAUUGGAUCGACGGACUUGGUAUGGUAAAUAUUGGGGUGGUGAACUGCAGAAUUAUCUCAGGAUGUUACUGAGCGUUAAAUACGGUGGCCUCAUAGCUGGUGGGUUCAGUGAAAACGAGGUGACGUAUGGUUAUGAAUAUGAUUCUAUCUAUGGUUACUGGUACGGUGAGAGCAUGGUAGAUGACCUACAGAAGAUUUUGAACCAAACACUCCACAACGAUUUCCGGGACGUAUUUUUUACAACAGUCAUUUCUAAAUCCGGCACCCAAAUUUCUAACACUGCGAACGUGCUUGCAUUGGUGAGAACGUUUUGCCAAAUCGUAAUUUCGGUAAAGAACUCUGACGUCGGUAAGUUGACAAAAGCUUUGGAAAGGGAGUUAAAAGACAAAUGUAUUAAUUGGCCUAAUUUAGUAGCCCAUUGCAAAACUCUUGAGCAGCAACUUGGCAAGAUUUUCAAGAAGGAAGGCUUUUCUCACACCGGCCAGGCGCGGCGUGUUGAUGAGCUUAACACUGAGAGAUUUGCGGGGGAGACAGCAAAAUGGUUUAGACAACAUUUGCACGAUGUUCAACAGAAUGUGAAACAUAUAAAUAAAGGUUUCCCAGUCGACGACACUCUACAUUUGACAGCUCUUCAGCCAUUUGCAACCAAAAACAUAUUUCCCUACGGUUUUAUAUUUGGUGACCAAGGCUAUGGAACGAUGGGUGACGCGUGGAAGAAGUUGUCGGAUCAUUGGCGCAAUGUUAUAGAUAUGCUGGGCAGAUAUGAUGACGGUUUGGCGAAGUUGAAAAGGCUUCUGGAUGGUGAGCGGUGCCCUCCGCCUCAAAAACCACGAUCAAGGCCGCCGCCUGCUCUAAGACGUGCCAUGCCUGCGCCUGCACCAGGGACCUCCAGGAUUCAGACCGGAAGGACAACCGGUCCAAGAGGCAGUGGAGGUUGGUUGUCUCGUGGCAGUCAGGGUUCUGGUGUUAGAGGAGGGGGAUGGCAUAACCAUAGAAGCAGCAUCCAAGGUAGAGGAGGGGGGCAAAACAGGGGAAGGGGGCCUGGGCCUCCAAGAGGCAGAGCACAAGGCCCAGGGGCUCAUGGCGCUAAGGGCGUACAGAGGAGUAGACAUACAGGGCAUAGGGCAUCUACUGAGCCUCAACUCUUACAUCGUCAAUCUACUUCCCAGUCCCAUCCUCAACAACCUUCCCACAGUGCUCCUAGAGUCCCUAUUCCACUGGCUGAAAUACUUCCGACUCCACCGCACUCUGUGUCUCAAACCUCUGUGCGUGGCCCCUCAAGUGCGUCCAGCUCCAGCUCUUCGUCAUCUAGUGUCAAUGAUGCCGGUGGCAUGGGACUGGGUACACAGGCGGCUGCUUAUGGACAUAGUCAACAAAGUGGCAAAAACUUAGCUCCCAAUCAAGACAUCGGCCAAGUCUCCAGGUCUGAUCCGUCUUCCGAUUUAGGCGCUGGUGAACGUGCAGGACUGGGUGGGGUGCCAAGCGGUGGUGGGAAUCUGACUGUGGAUUCAAUGGACGGUGUUUCCAAAGCCGCUGAGCCUGUUGUCCCUCUAAGCGUCAAUCUACCUCAGACUCCAAGUGAUCCAGGCAGUCCAGGGCCAAGCCAAGAUGGGGCCCCGGGGAAAGUUGGUACGCUAGUUGACCAGGUUCCGGAUUCAGACAGCAUGGUUUCUUCGGGAAUACAUCCUGUUGUCUCCUCAACUGCUACGCACACUCAGGCUACAAACGUUCAAGCCCCAGAUUCCCUGUCAUCUGUUGUCCCUCCUCCAGGUGGUGAUCAAGGCCGAGAUAGACAGACGCUUUCUUCUAACCCUACUCAACAAAAUUCUCAUCUAUCCUCAGAUGUUAGAAGCACACAUCAAGGCACCCCCGGCGCAGACAGUCGCUCGCCCGCUGUAAGCAGUGCGGGUCCAGGUGGGAAUGACGCCAGUGGAGGGGGUGGGGGCUCUGCAGGUGCUACGGAUGGCGAUUCUCAGGUAGACAAUCAUUCUGGUAAACCUCCUAACACCUCUCAACCUUCUCUGCAACAUCAGACUCCAGGCCAUUCAGCCCCAGGUUCUCCAUCAUCUGAUAUCCCUGGUUCAAAGGGCGGUGUUACUCCAGAUCAAAAGCCUGCUACCCCUCAAGUCACCGUGCUUACUCAGCCUCCGAGUGGUCCUGGUUCAGGCACUGGACCAAAUGUUGGGCAGGGGGCUGGUACACAUGGUAGUCAACAAGUUACCCAACGAACAAGUCAAGGCACCGGUCAAAGUACAAGCAGCGGCGCUACUCCGUCGGGUGCCCCAGCGCCUGGUUCAGGUGGGAGUGGGAAAGCUGCUUCCGUUGUUAAACAAACGUGUUCCGAUGAUCAACUUCCAGCUAUAGAUCUUUCUGGCAAAGAUAUCUGUCGGCCUAAAUCUACGACGUACCAUCGCAAGUCUCUAUCUCCAGACCUGCUAAAAAAGCUAAGUGAUAUAGUUCCGCAAAACCAGUACACUCAAGCCCCUAAAAAAUCCAAACCUGUCCAAACACAAAUUCCACCCCCCCUUUCAAGUCAGCCCAGUCCCCCUCAAUCCGAACAUCAGCCCACUGGUGGUCGCCCUCGCCCUGGGAAGACUUACUAUGUUCCGGGAGAGAGGCGAACAAGGCAGGGGGACACGGAUCUGACGGCUAUGCAGCCUGACGAAUUUACUGGUGAGGUUAUAAAGUACACCGCUACUAGAACACCACAAGAAAAAGUAGGAAGGAAAAUAAGAGCCCAACAGCAAGCGAUAAGGUGGAACGUGGAAGCUGAGAACGCAAGGCUCAAAGAAAAUCAAGACAGGUUAAACGCGGAACAACAAAAGAAGGCGGAACAAGAAUGGGAAAAACAAAAACAAAGGGGGAAAGCCACAAAAAGAUAUGAUGAUGACGUUGUCAGAAUAAAAAAUAUAUUGCAGAAGUCAAGAGAUGAAGAAGCGGAGCGUAAAAAACUACAUGACUGGGCGGGUGAAGCAUUAGAUGGCUUCCAGCCUGCGGAUCAGUAUCCACAAUCCACUAAUUAUUAUCCACGGUACUCAUCAGAUUUGUACGCUCUUAACGGCGGCGCUAUGCCAGACCCACAUGAACAGCAAAAUGAACGUGAACGUGAAGAACUUGAUAAGCUGAUAAGUGAGUCAGAUGAGUUAAGAAAGCAGGCGGAAGCGAAAUAUGCCGCGGAUCAAGCAAUUGGUAGAGAGUUUUACGAGCAGGACCUGCUUGAAGAUGUACAUGAAGAGCUCGUUGACAUCCCACCGCAACCUAAGGUGGAUGGCCACGCCAUAUUACGUGACACUACGGAUCAGAAAUACGACGUGCCGCUCAUUAUAGACGCGGGACCAGCCGGCAUACUUAUACAACGUGAAAACAUGCGUCCGCUUCCGGAAGGAGUUAAACCGGGCGAUGACUUGGAAAAUAAGCUGGAGACUGAGAUUGAACUAAAAGCACUUCGAGAAAACGUUCCUCAUACGACCGUACUCAAGCAUAAUACCUCAGGAAUAACCGGAGAUACUACGGAAAACUCCGACAGUAAAAGGGCAAAACUGCUGCAAGGCAUGCUUCUAGUUUCAGGUAAUCGUUUGAAACAGCCGGAUGUGGACGUAGUGAACGCCCAUCGAUCUACGUUUGACCCCAACUUUGUGACUAACCCAUUACCUCCAGAGCCGAAUGUAAAAGUACCUAAGAAGCCUAAUCGCCAGUCUACUAAAAGUCACAUCUCGCCGAUGCAAAUGUUCACCGAUAGUCCUAGGCCCAUACCUCUGCCGGAACCACCAAAGAGGUUGUUGCCGCCGGUGCCAUUUUUAGAAUUCCCUGCCCCGCCCCUGACGCCGGUGGAGAUCGAAGCACCCCCGGGCGUCAUGAUCAAUGAGCCGAUAUGCCCGGCAAACUACCCCAGUGCCACCACCGAAAAGCUCCCGCCCACCGACGCCUCCAAACCCCCGCCCCGAACGGUGCGUGACAUGCUGUGCUGGCUCGGGGAUCUGCCGAAUUCACUAGGCUACGCCGCACUGACUAAGCACCUCGAGAGUCUGUUUGACAACACUAUGAUUAUUGCAUCGUCAGAGUCUUUCUCAAAUGCAAAUGUCAUCGGUGCCCUCGCUGACACGUGCGGCCAUGCCAGCACUGUACUCGCGGGAAUUCAUGGGCCCAAGCCUCCGGACCUAUCGCAAUUCCACUACCAACGCUAUAGCAUAUCGUUGAUGUAUUAUGCAACUGACCCUUAUAUUCUUCUGUGCCAGUUGCUCAGUUACGUAUACGCUUCAUACCAUCAGUUAUCGUUUUUGCGCACUAUGUGCUGGCGGGACUCCGACCGGGGCGGAUGGUGCGACUGCCAGUUUGGUAGAGAUGUGGAGAUUUCCCAAGCUUGGAAGUGCCUCAAAAAUCCUGUAGACCCUUUGAAACUUCAAGGUCACGAUUGCGACGCCUCCCCGCUCCAAGGCUUUCUCACCGACCAGUCCGAUCUCUCCACCUACUGGUAUCAGAGGGGCGACAUCUGCCGUCGGAGCCGUGUAAGAAUGGGAUUUCGUCCGGACCAUUUACGUCAAGAGUCCAAGCAUGGAUUCUACAUUUAUCAGAUUUUGAAAGGCCUGUGUUACAACAAUGCCGACCCACUGGAGAAGCUUUGCACAUACCUCAACUGCCUCGCCAGGCGGACGCCGCGCACCACCGGGGAGCUUGUCUCCUUCUUCCACAAUUUCGGGAAUGCUCUUCACAAGUCUCCUUCACAGCUGUCUCCACUGGGCUCCGCCCUCUCCACUCCACACGAAAACUGCCCCGACUGGGACUGCCUCAAGGCCGCCGACCUCCGAGUCGUCCAGGGCAUCCGGGGCUCCGCCACUCCCAACUCCAACCACGACAAGGACCAAGAACAUCCCAAUACCCUGUCCACACUGCUUAGCUGCGGCAUCACUAACGCCAACUGCCAACAACUGAUGACGCCCAUCACCUACCGGGCCUACGCCCUGUACUCCCCGAGCUUCGCCCACCACUAUCUCAGCUGGACGACCUACCUACCCGACAGACUCUGGGAGUCACUGUAUCGGCUGCGUUAUGAUUUGAAGAGGCAUAGAUUUGCGAAGUGUCCAUCACUCAACGCCUGUCCUGAUGCCCUACCCCUCCUCUACCGUCACGGGUUCACGCCUCCGGACAGGGUAACGCAGUCCUCACUCACGUGUUCAGAGGUCAUCGCCAAGCUGAGGGAAGUGGUCGCCGGAAAGCCUAUCGCAGACCUCAUGACCGCCAUGGACACAUUCCUCUACGGCAUCAGGAGACCCUUCUUCUACACUGUGUUCACACUCUGGCUCAUCGCCACGCUCUACAUCCUCAUCGUACUCCUCUACCGCAUGGACGUCCUCCACAUCCGCUCCCACCUCCUGACGACCAAAGCCUCCCACCUCAUCGACGUCAAGGCGCUGCUCGCCGGCAGCCGCAGGAUGCUCUCGCUCUACAAGGACAACCUUUUAAAAGUCAGUAAAUCGCUGGAACAAUACAUUACGGACCUGGACAAGUGGAUUGACAAAACCACAAAGGACAUUGUGGCCGCACAGAAAUUAGUUCAGAAGAUUUUGGAUGAGGUAAAUGGGAAUGUGAAAGAUAAACAUCUGAACCAUAAAAACAACCUCGACGAGGCGAUUGAAAAAGUUCAAAAACAGUUGCAAGAGAGAGCUGACGAUUUGACACAAUGGAAGGAAGCGGCUGAGAAAGUGCUCCAAGGAACGAUUACGAGUUCUACUUCUGUGCAUACGGCAUUAGAUCACAGUAAAAAAGAUGGCGGUGAUGCGACGAAUAUUGGCAAAGGAAUUCAGACAAUUGAGACAGCUAAAGGAAAAGUUGAGAGCGUGAACACUGGGCUUCAACAGGUUCACAAAGAUUUGCAGACUUGGAAUUCCGCUGCAAGCGGUGUGCUCAACAAUGUGGUUAGCAAAGCGCAGGACGUGUAUAAAAGAUUGGAUCCUGGUGGUCAGGAUCAUGAUCAUAAAAUUGGUAGGAACAUUAAGACUAUUGAAGAAGCUAAAACGCAACUUGACACGGCUAAAAGCCAACUUGGCACACAAGUUGACAGCCUCAAUAAGUGGAUCUCCACCGCUGAGGGGAUACGCAAGGCCGCGGAGGACAAGGCCAAGGAAGCCUACGACAAGUUGAAGGUUAAUAAGACUCUGGAUCUGAAUGUUAAGAAGAUUGUUGAUGCUAAUGAGCGAAUUAAAGGAGUGCAUACGCAGCUGAGUGGUGUUCAUGGAAGUUUGGGAGCGUGGAAAGGCAAGGCACACGAAGUGCUUACCGGGGCGAUAGGGAAGGCGACGGAAGUUCAUGAUGCAUUGGAUAUAGAUGGUAAAGGAAAGAGUAUGCCGCUUGGUGAGAAAAUUAAGAACAUUGGAGAUAACAAUAAAUUAAUUCAGACUGCGAAUGAACAACUUGGUAACCACGUUAAGAGUCUGGGGGAUUGGAAGUCUGCCGCCAAGGAAGUGAUUGACAAGGCAGAGGGAAAGUGUGAGGAUAUACUUAAGAAAGUGAAAACAGAUGAGAAAGCUAAAGAAGCUGUGAUUUAUACGCAAGCUCAGACUUUACAAGACCAGGGCAAAAGACUUUUUAAUGCGGCGACUGACGCUAAAAAGGCUGUUGAGGAUAAUGUCAAUAAGGCUCUAAAGGCUGUUGUGGAGAUGGACAGAGAUCUCAAGAAGGAUUUGAGGAAUGUUAAAGAUAAGAUUAAGGAAGGGAUUAAGGGUGUGAUUGAGACGUUGAAAGUUAAUGAUUUGGAUACUUUGGUGAAAGGGGAUUUGCAGAGUUUGAAGCAGAAGAUUGAGAAGCUUUCUACAAACGUGGAGACUAGUAAAGCAGGUAGUGGGCUUGUUGGUACGCAGUUGCAGACACUUGCAUCCAAGAAGACUGAGUUGGAUAAUGGUGCUGUAAAAAGCAUUCAGAAUGCGGAAAAUGGGCUUGGACAGAAGUUUACUGACCAUAUUCAAAGUGCGCUUAACGAGAAGGUCCGAGCAGUUUACACGGCGAUUGGGAAGCUUGGCGGGAAGUUUAAAGACAGUGGCGGAAAAGAUCUGAAGACCUUUGGAGAGAUUUUUGGGCAUAUUAAAAAGCAGGUUGGGGAUAUUAAGGGGACGUCAGGAGACCCCAAAGCAGGCCUGGAUGGAAUUGCUGCCGGGUUGAUUAAUAGCUAUGCCGAUGGGUUUAAAAGGUUUGAAGGGAUCGUGACAGGAUGGGCGGAAGGAAUUUUGGGGAAUAAUAUGCCUGGACAUGAUACAAAGGCGCCUACACAGUGGCUUGGACAGUAUAUUGAGGAAAGGACGAGUGGGAGUAGGAGCGGUGUGGCGGUGAGCGAGCGUUUUCCUGAGCUUUUUCAAGUGCGCGAGGGAAUUAAAGAGGCGAUUAAGAAUGAGCUCCAGAAUCAAAUUGAUAAAGGGAAGGCAGAGGUUAACAUCUCCACUGGGAAAAUCAAUGAAACCAUUAGAUCUGUGAAACAAGGCUGUAUGACAUUUGCCAGAGAGCUUGAUAACAGACUCAAGGAGGGAAUUGGUAAUCUUGCCGAACAGGUUUUCAAAGGGAUAUCAAAGGGGAUUAACAGUGGCAAGGACAAAGAAAUUAAACUCGUCACUGAAGCCACGCUUCUCGGUCUUUCCGCCACCACCAGCCAGGUGGCUAACGAAAUUGAGUCCAUCCUGCUCGGCGACUACAGGAUAGAGAAGGGCAGCAAAAGAAGCAUCGCAAGCGAAUUGGAUAGAGUAGUUGAUGAGACUAGGACGCUCCACGAUCAGCUUGAAGGGGCAACUGACUCCUCAUCUCCCGGACAAAAUGAAAGCCCCGCCCAAGCCGUGGACAGUGCGUUCGACAAGACGAAGAAUUUCGUGAGAGAUAAAGGCCCUGAUGCUGCUGAGAAUAUUACCUACAAGUUUAAUAAUGAAGUCACAGCUCAGCUCACCGCCGCAGUUCAAGACCUUCCCACCGCCGUUCGCAAUUUCAACAAAACCGCCGAAGCACAGAUCAAGGCUGCGGCCCAGACGGCGAUUAAGGAGGCGGCUAACAUAAUUAGCAAGACUGAUAAAGUAGAGUUUGAGAAGGGUGGUAUCAUGCCGCAAUUCUACGACACGUUCACUCCCAUUAAAGAUGGCCUCCAAAAGCAAUUUGAACAGCAAGUUGAUACGCACAUUGGGGGGGAUGAUCCGCAAAGUGGUGUUAACAUUAAAGACAGUGGACAGUUUAAGGAUUAUGAAAGGCAUAUUACCCAACCUGUCAAACUAACUCUAACGGGUGAGAAAAAUUCAGACGAAGGCAAGCUUCCACUGGCGAUCGGGAACAUCAAGAAUCAGGGUCUGGCAGCGCUUGAAAAGACUAUUGGCAACAAUGGCAGCGGUCCAAUUAAAGAAGCAACCUUUACCGGUCCGUUCAAUACAAUUAAGACAGAGCUUGACGAGGUCAAGAAAUUGGUUGAUGAGGAAAGCGAUGAUGACGAUAAAAAAGGCAUACAAAUUUUAUUGAAGAAGCUUAAAGACGCACUGAAUACAGGACAGUUUGGUACUUCGGAUAAAGGUCUUGAAGCAAUCAAAACGGCGAUUGAACAACUGAAAACAGGGAAGUAUGAUAAAAGCAGCAGUGAAAUCGACUCAGCCGUCACAGCAAUCAGGAGGGAGCUCGAAGGGCUUAGAGAGAAGUUGAAGAGUGGCAGGAAGGAUGAUGUAAUUGAAAGACUGGAACACAUGAAAAAAGAGGGGUUUGGUGAACAGGAAGAUUGGACACCGAACGGCGCAAAGCUCAGUGGCCUUGGGAAAAUCCAUGGUGACCUUGAAACACAAAAUGACAUAUUGCCAGAGCAAACGAAAAUUAUCGAGAAAGCCAUCGCCGAUAUUAAGUGGGAGCUUAUAAAGUUGGGAGCCGAUUUGGAUUAUCCAUUCACUCCUGAUGACAUCUUGGACAAUUUGCGACGUUUGGAAAACAAGAUUGGUAAAAAUGGCUCAAACGAUAAUAACAAUCUUCAACUGAUUUAUUAUGUGAUUAAGAAGGUGCAAGAAAAACAGUUUACGGAUAAUCCCAGAGACAUUGGUUUUGCGUCUAUAGAGAUUACAAGAGAACUGCAAAGCCUUCAAGGCGUGUUGGAUGGUGAGAAGGGAAAAGACAUCAUUACCACUCUGGAAGAUUUGAAGGGCGAUGGACUAAGUGGACAGGAGUGGAAUACAAAUGCAGCUGGAAAAAAGAAAAGCCUUCAAAACAUCGAAAGUGCGCUUAAAACUCAACAACAAACGUUGGUACAACAACCGAACAACAUUGACCAAGGCGUCCAAGAGAUCACCCAGUCUCUUGGCAGCCUUAGAGACACGUUGGAAAAAGAUGUCACCGAUAAGCUGCAGAAGCUGAAAAGCAAGGGAUUAACUGAUAAGGAUUGA